UCCUUUAAUCUGUCAGCAUCAAUACUUCGUCCAGUUUAUUGCAAAAAUCAAUAAAGAACGAUGUUGGAAAACGAGAGAUUGCUUCAGAAUUCUUUCAUAUUUCAACUUCCACUCCAACAUAAUUCUGAGGAGCUCGCUUCAUCAGUUCCACGAAGUUUCUCUUUGAAUGAAUCAUCGAAUCGCGGCAAUUGGCAAAAUAGAGAGCUCAAGAGAGAACGGUGGAGUGUAAGAAAAUGGACGAAAUAUUGUAUAUUUGCUUUCGCUUUCUCUUCAUUUACAUCGUAAAUUGAAGACCACUAUUCUCUUUGUUCUCAUCGCUGAUUCAUUGGCGCCAAAGACAAACGACACUUUUUCACCAAAGUAACCGGCGUUAGAGCUGUCAGCUGAAUUCUGAAAGGGGUUCCCCCCCUUUUGACACCCAUUAAUUCACCCCAUUUCUCUUUGCGCUGUGAAUUUUGAGUAUUCUUUCCGGUUGAUUUGUUGAAUUUAUAGUAUACCUGUGCUUUUUUUCUGCAAUUGUACUCGUUUUGAUUUACUGGGUCAGUUGAUUUUUCAUGGUUGAGUUCGUAUUCUUCACGAGCAUCGUGAAAUUGGAGAGAGAGAGCGACUGAGAGAGCUAGAGAGGGAGGGGGUUGAGAAAAGAAAGAUGUUCAUACUUUUGGUAAAAAAGCAAAAGUAGUUUUGCCGUAUGUAACUUUAUCUGAUUGGGAUUCCUCACUUGUUUUUGUUAACCUUUUCUUUUUCAAAUAGCAAUUUACUAGUGGAACCGACAUGGUUUUAGAGAGAUAGAACAUAGGGGAAAUAUACUUGGGUUCAGUUGGUAUGGAGUUUUGACAUUCCUAGAGUUUCUUAUCAUGGCGGUCGUGAGUGCUAUGCAAGCAACUACUCCUCGAGUUGGUCCAAUUAAUUAUGCCGAAGCUUCACCAAUUAUGAUCAGCUCAAGCAGAGAAAUUGUAGAAGAGCCUGUGGGAGCUAUUAGUGAAGAUAUAAUUUAUGUUGCUGUUGGGAAAGAUGUGAAAGAGUGCUUAUCAGUUUUGAGAUAUGCACUAAAAUCCUCACGUGGGAAGAAGAUUUGCCUCCUUCACGUUCAUGUACCUGCACAGAUGAUUCCAUUAAUGGGAACCAAGUUUCCCGCGAAUUCAUUGGAGAAAGAGGAGGUGAAGGCAUAUCACGAAUUUGAGAAGCAAAAUUUGCCGAGGGUCAUGAACGAGUAUAUUCUUUACUGUCUUCAAGAAGGGGUUCAUGCUGAUAAACUAUAUGGUGAAGCUGAGUAUAUUGAAAAGGGAAUAGUUGAUAUGAUUUCCAUGCACAGGAUCGAUAAGCUUGUUAUGGGAGCAGCUGUAGACAAGUGUUAUUCAAGGAAAAUGGUGGAUUUGAAGUCUAAGAAAGCCAUCUACGUGCGUUCACAGGCACCGGCUUUCUGCCACAUUGAGUUUAUUUGCAAGGGUAACCGCAUCUGCACCAGGGAGGGUAUGUCAGAUGAAGCUCAAGUGGAAACCAUCAUCUCAUCUCCACAAAUAAGUCCAGACGCUGAAUCCUCAGAAGUUACCCACCGGAGAUCUCAGUCAUUGCCACUAGGACAGGUUAAUAGCAGGGAAGUGGGAAGCCCGUCUUCCAGUUUACGUCCUAAAAGGAGAUCAUUGCUUCUUGACCAUUUUCGAGGGAACAUACUCGAUCCUUCUUCUCCAGAUAUUAAGAAUGGGGUUCAUGCUGCAAAACACUUGGAUGUUAACGAGGCUAUGGAUGAAUGGGGUUUAUUAACAAGGAGAAGUCCUUCUGAAAGGUCAGAAAAUUCCAUACGCUCUCCUCGUGGUGUGAUUGAUAUGGCUCCAUCCCCAUUUUUUAGGGUUGAAUUAUGUGCAAAUGGGCUGGAGCAGGAUGGGAAAACCAGUGACAACCUUUACAAUCAAUGUGAGCGGGUGAUGAUGGAAGCUGCAAAUGCAAGGCGUGAAGCAUUUCUAGAGGCAAUUGCACGUAGGAAAUCCGAGAAAGAAACUGUUAACGCUCUACACAGGGUCAGAGCUGCAGAAGGGUUGUAUGCCGAAGAACUGAAACAAAGGAAGGAGGUUGAACAAGAGCUAGCGAAGGAAAAGGGGAAACUUGAAAGUAUAAAGACACAAUUGAAUGAAGAGAUGGAAAAGCUCCGGAUAGCUCAAGAUGAGAAGGCAAGUCUAGAGAGAGAUCUUUUAGAAUCCGAUCUAACCGCAAAGGAGUUGGAGCAAAAGAUUCUUUCUGCUGUUGAGUUGUUACAGAGUUACAAAAGAGAGCGAGAGGAGUUGCAAAUUCAUCGCGAUAGUGCACUUAGAGAAGCAGAGGAGCUUAGAAAAAAUCAAUCCACAGGCCGAGACCUUACACAGUUCUUCACCGAGUUCCCUUUUCGGGAGAUCGAGGAAGCAACUAAAAACUUUGAUCCCUCGCUGAAGAUUGGAGAAGGGGGAUAUGGAAGUAUAUUCCGAGCUAACUUGCGUCAUACCAUGGUGGCUAUAAAAAUCCUACAUUCUGAUAGCUCUCAAGGCCCCUCUGAAUUUCAACAAGAGGUUAAUGUAUUGAGUAAGAUGAGACAUCCCAAUCUUGUCACGCUCAUUGGUGCCUGUCCGGAAGCUUGGGUUCUCAUCUAUGAAUACCUCUGUAAUGGAAGCCUCGAAGAUAGGCUAAGCUGCAAGGAUAAUACUCCACCUUUAUCUUGGCAAACACGAAUACGCAUUGCCACUGAGUUAUGCUCAGCCCUUAUGUUUCUUCACUCGAGUAAGCCCCACAGCAUCAUUCAUGGUGACUUGAAACCUGCAAAUGUAUUACUUGAUGCAAAUUUUGUAUGCAAGCUUGGCGACUUUGGAAUUUGUCGCUUAUUGUCUCGGGAUGAAAUGCUAAACAGCGAAACCCUUGUUUGGAGAACUGACAACCCCAAGGGGACUUUUGCUUACAUGGAUCCUGAAUUCCUUUCAUCUGGAGAGCUAACAACAAAGUCAGAUGUUUAUUCAUUCGGGAUAAUCCUUUUGCGGUUAUUGACCGGUAGGUCUGCAGUGGGAAUAGCAAAGGAAGUGCAAUAUGCGAUGGGAAAUGGAAAGUUAGAAUCCAUUUUGGAUCCUUUAGCAGGAGAUUGGCCAUUCGUGCAGGCCGAACAGCUUGCUCGAUUGGCAUUGAGGUGUUGUGAUAUGAAUCGAAAGAGCCGCCCUGAUCUCAUUACUGAUGUCUGGAGGGUGCUUGGACCAAUGAGGGCUUCCUGUGGGGGCCGAUUGUCCAUCCAGCUUGGUUCUGCAGAACACUCUCAACCUCCCUCUUAUUUUAUCUGCCCCAUCUUUCAGGAAAUUAUGCAAGAUCCACAUGUAGCUGCAGAUGGUUAUACAUACGAAGCAGAGGCUAUACGAGGAUGGCUAGACAGUGGACACGAAACUUCGCCAAUGACGAAUCUUAGGCUUGAGAACCGCAACCUCGUCCCAAACCGUGCUCUUCGUUCUGCCAUCCAGGAGUGGCUCCAUCAUAACUGAAACAUUCCCAUUUGUCAGUCACCAAAAACGAAGAUUGAGUAAAGGAAAAUAAAAGAGGGGGAGGAAAUCACUGUAUCUGCAACUAUACUUCUUUCUUAUUUCUCCCUCUCUUCUGUUUUCCUUUAGUAUUGAGUUAAUAUUUAUUGUGUUUUCUAUAGCUUAUACUAAAGAAUGCCAUCUAUUUGGAUACUUAUUUGUGAUAAAGAAAACACUAAGCUGUGUGCCAUUUGUAUAUAAAAAACAUGGAUUUUUGCCUCUCUUGUACUUA
Messenger RNA from Cucumis sativus (cucumber), 3753 nucleotides. RefSeq names its product U-box domain-containing protein 33. The coding region runs from base 855 to 3485 and encodes 876 amino acids. Gene Ontology annotation, molecular function: protein kinase activity; ubiquitin-protein transferase activity; ATP binding. The record is from RefSeq and is a predicted model, not a curated record. NCBI's taxonomy places the organism in Eukaryota, Viridiplantae, Streptophyta, Magnoliopsida, Cucurbitales, Cucurbitaceae. The transcript is spliced from 9 exons. Gene Ontology annotation, biological process: protein phosphorylation; protein ubiquitination.